Messenger RNA from Populus nigra (black poplar), 1506 nucleotides. RefSeq names its product defective in cullin neddylation protein AAR3-like. Gene Ontology annotation, molecular function: ubiquitin conjugating enzyme binding; cullin family protein binding; ubiquitin-like protein binding. Gene Ontology annotation, cellular component: ubiquitin ligase complex. Gene Ontology annotation, biological process: protein neddylation; positive regulation of ubiquitin-protein transferase activity. The transcript has 7 exons. The coding region runs from base 226 to 1275 and encodes 349 amino acids. Lineage: Eukaryota; Viridiplantae; Streptophyta; Magnoliopsida; Malpighiales; Salicaceae. The record is from RefSeq and is a predicted model, not a curated record.
AGUAACAUUCCGUUCGGAAAAAAGGAAAGCAGCUUCUAAUUGUAAAACAUCUCUACUGCAGAGAGAGAGAGAGACAAAUACCCCAUUCACCUCUUUCAAUCUAAUCUAUGGCUUCAAUUUGAAGUUGUAGUUUUUACCUUUUUAGGCUCUAAACAAACACCAUUCAUCUCUCUCUCUCUCUCUCUCCCCUUAAAACCCCAUCUACCUUCCUGUUAUCCGACCGAUAUGGACUCACCGGGUUCAAUCUUUGAGAUUUACAUCCGUUACCAUGACAUUAGAUCACUAAAAUCAUGUCAAACGGAUGGACAUGAUGAACACGAGGGUAAAACUUCCAGGGAUGCUUUGGCUCAGCUUUCGAAAAUUGUGGACUUAAAAUUCCAUACAAGAACUUCAAUUUUUGAUGAACUUCUCAAGCUCAUGUCAAAGCUAGAACUUAUGGCGGAUUUCUCAGAAUUUUCUUGUUUUUAUGAUUUUGUAUUCUUCAUGUGCCGUGAAAAUGGUCAAAAGAAUAUCACUGUAAACAAGGCUGUUACAGCAUGGAAAUUAAUUUUAGCUGGGAGGUUUCGGUUGCUAAACCAAUGGUGUGACUUUGUUCAGGAAUAUCAACGACACAAUAUAUCUGAGGAUACUUGGCAGCAAGUUUUAGCUUUUAGCCGGUGCGUACAUGAAAAUCUUGAAGGGUAUGAUCCUGAAGGUGCUUGGCCUGUCCUAAUAGAUGACUUUGUUGAGCACAUGUACAGGGUAUUGGGGUCAAACAGGGAGUCAAACUUUUUCUGUAAUUGUGGUGAUUCAGAGUCUCAAUCAUGCGCAUUCGAAGACCCUCUUCCUGGUAAUUGCUUGAAAGUUCCCUUUCAGUUCCAUUUUGUACCUUGCCUUUUUGUUUUCACUUUUGUGUUACCUGUAAGCUGCUUCCCGAAUACUUGUUUUUUUGUUGCAGGAUUGAAAGAUACUCCUGGUUUGAAGAGGAAGUUGUCUAGCUUUCAAAUGGAGGAAAUGGCGUCCUCAAAUGCUGUCUUCCUUGAUUCUGUCAGUCCAAAUUUUAUAUUGAAUUCAAAGAGAAGUAGGCUGAUUGAUUACAGACCAUUGAACUGGGAGGAUAAUCCACCUGGUAAUUCAGCCAGUGACGGCAUGGAUAUCACCAAGCAGAAUAAUUCGCUGGGGUCCAUGAAAUCUCCAUGUGCAGUUGAAGGAUGCUUGUCGAGGGGCUUUGCAGGUUUAUUCUCAACUCGUUCCUAUCUACGACUUGACCGGGAGAGGAGAGUCUCGUAUACAUAGAGCUUCCACCUGAGUAACAAAUACAGGAAAACUGCCCAUUGCCACCCAGUCUUCAACAGUUCCACAAGGAUAUAUCUAUUUUGAAUAGCACUUGUAAGGGUUGUUGGUUGCAGGUCGGUGUGAUUGAUAGAAGUAAUAAAAAUAUUCCUUAGAUUGUUUGAUUUCAUAAUCUUGUCAGAAAAAAUAAACGAGGGUUUCCUGCUUCAAUGAAUGUGACUGUAUUUUUUGUUA